Molecule: messenger RNA, 1502 nt
Organism: Pteropus alecto (black flying fox)
Lineage: Eukaryota; Metazoa; Chordata; Mammalia; Chiroptera; Pteropodidae
Gene: GUCY1A2
Product: guanylate cyclase 1 soluble subunit alpha 2
Exons: 4
Biological process (GO): response to oxygen levels; cGMP biosynthetic process
Cellular component (GO): guanylate cyclase complex, soluble
Molecular function (GO): heme binding; guanylate cyclase activity
Source: RefSeq, a predicted model, not a curated record
CAUGUCAAAGCUAUAAACUUAAUUAUUUAUAUUAUACUUCUCUAACAUAUACUUCCCAUUUAUCUCUAGGUUUGAAGUUUGAGGAAAUUCAAGAAAAAUUUGGUGAGGAGUUCUUUAAUAUUUGCUUUGAUGAGAAUGAGAGAGUCCUUCGAGCUGUAGGCGGCACAUUGCAGGACUUUUUUAAUGGCUUUGAUGCUUUGUUGGAACACAUUAGAACUUCUUUCGGAAAACAGGCCACUCUGGAGUCACCAUCAUUCCUAUGCAAAGAGCUCCCUGAAGGUACUCUUAUGCUUCACUACUUCCACCCUCACCAUACUGUGGGGUUUGCAAUGCUGGGGAUGAUUAAGGCUGCAGGAAAGAAGAUCUAUCGGCUGGAUGUGGAAGUGGAACAGGUUGCAAAUGAGAAACUGUGCUCUGAUAGUUCAAACUCAGGCAACUGUAGCUGUCUUACUUUCCUUAUCAAAGAAUGUGAAAAUACUAACAUCACGAAAAACCUUCCACAAGGAACCUCCCAAGUUCCUGCGGACCUGAGAAUUAGCAUCAACACCUUCUGCAGAGCUUUCCCUUUCCACCUGAUGUUCGAUCCCCACAUGUUAGUCCUGCAGCUGGGGGAAGGCCUAAGGAAGCAGCUCCGAUGUGACACUCACAAAGUGCUCAAGUUUGAGGACUGCUUCGAGAUUGUUUCUCCAAAGGUUAAUGCCACCUUUGAAAGGGUCUUGCUGCGACUGUCUACCCCAUUUGUGAUUAGGACCAAGCCUGAGGCUUCUGGUACUGAAAAUAAAGACAAGGUGAUGGAAAUCAAAGGACAAAUGAUUCACGUCCCAGAAUCAAAUUCUAUUUUAUUCUUGGGCUCUCCGUGUGUGGACAAGUUGGAUGAACUCAUGGGCCGGGGACUGCAUCUCUCGGACAUCCCCAUCCAUGAUGCCACCCGAGACGUCAUUUUGGUUGGUGAGCAGGCAAAGGCCCAAGAUGGCUUGAAGAAGAGGAUGGAUAAAUUAAAGGCAACUUUAGAAAGAACUCACCAGGCCUUGGAAGAAGAGAAAAAGAAAACAGUGGAUCUUCUAUAUUCUAUUUUCCCUGGCGAUGUAGCCCAGCAGUUGUGGCAAGGGCAGCAAGUGCAGGCCAGAAAGUUUGAUGAUGUCACCAUGCUCUUUUCAGACAUUGUUGGCUUCACGGCCAUCUGUGCCCAGUGUACCCCCAUGCAAGUGAUCAGCAUGCUGAAUGAACUGUAUACUCGAUUUGAUCACCAGUGUGGAUUUUUGGAUAUUUAUAAGGUGGAAACAAUAGGUGAUGCAUACUGCGUUGCUGCAGGACUCCACAGAAAAAGCCUGUGCCACGCUAAACCCAUUGCUCUGAUGGCCCUAAAGAUGAUGGAACUUUCAGAAGAGGUGCUGACACCUGAUGGAAGACCAAUCCAGCAUUUAAGUCUGUAUACUGUCUUCAGUUCUAUCUUCCAGCUCACUGAUACUCCUGUCAAUUGGUUAUGAAAAUCAUCUGUGAAG